ACUAGAUAGGUGGAACGAUCCCAAUGUCAACAUUACCGAUACAAUGGGCAAAUUGAUUCCAGUGUCGAUGUUGUGAUAACAUUGUGACUUGCAAGAACACAGUGCUGUAGUAGGGGUAAUUACAAUGGCAAAAAAUUUUUUGUGCUAUUUACUGGAUGUUUGUCAGUCUACCAGGUGAGCCAAACCUACAUUAGCUAUGUAAUACAUUGCUCUAGAGCAGGGGUGCUCACACUUUUUCAGCAUGCGAGCUACUUUUAAAAUGACCGAGUCAAAAUGAUCUACCCACUACAAAAAUGCAAAACAUCUAUUUAUUUUCAAAUGUAUUGAGGAUUAUUUGUACGUACAAUGUAUGUUGAUGUACCUUACAUAACCAAAUGAGCCAAUAUUGCAAAACACACAUAAUUAACUAUUAACAUUUUUUGUAAUUACCUGAGUUUACUUUGAUGACUUGCACUGAAUUGAACCAGCCAGGGAUGCAUAGUCCGGACAGUAGCUGCUGAUAGCCAGCCUCAAGCACACUUCCAAAUGUUCAUCAGUCAUGGAUAAUAUCCGUAUCAUAAUAUCCGUAUAAUAUUCCAUAUCCGUAUGGAAGUGAUAUAUUUUUUGCCUUUUUACUUGGUCCAGUUUUUGCCUUUUUACUUGGUCCAGCUCCUUCACUCAUUUUAGUGACCAUAAACUUUAGUGAGGGCUUAAAAUCUCGCAAUUCGCCGACUAGCUUAGCACUUUGCAUCGUUGUUUACGCAAGAGCGGUGACCUAAAGGUCAAAAUUCAGUUGUCAUCUGACUGGUUGUCCUGUAUGUCAAUCAAGUAACGGGGAUGGAUGAUAGGCUGACAUCGUAAGUUCUGCUGCACUUAGAGACGUUGUUUGAUUUGAUUGGUCACCCGAAGGGCAACAUUCAGUUGUCAUCUGGUGACGGCAUUGAUGCUGGGAUGAUAUUAUUUUAAUGUCACGCCGCGAUCGACCAGUACCACCUCCGCGAUCGACCGGUAGCUCGCGAUCGACUUAAUGAGCACCCCUGCUCUAGAGUCUAUAAUAUGGUAAAAUAUCAGGGCCUUGCUCAUUUUUUUUAUUCGUUCAUGCGACAUUUCGUUUAAAUAUUAUCACUAAACGUACAGUAUCUAAUAGAAGGCAGUACGUUGAAGGGUGCUCAAAUAUCCGAGCCGAGGCGGCACCACGUGAACGCGUCCUCCGUGACAAACAGAGGUGGACGGGGCGUGACGUUUACGGACUAGUGGACGCAGUCGAAACUCUGAGCUCAUUUCACGGAGGGCUGUCAAUACAUCGAGCGAGCUCACGGAGAAAGUUAAAUAUUUUACGCAACCGUUCCUCGUAGAAAAGUUUAUUUUUUUAUUUUUUGGAGGGAAAAGAAGCCAUGUGAGCAACGACGGACUGUGGGGGGAAAGAAAUGUGUCGACGGCGGAGGACUUUAAAGCCACUUUGAGGCGAGAAGAGGAGACAAACAUGCUAGCCUCCUCGCUACCUCUCCUCCUGCUUCUACUCCUGUGUAGGACUUCUCUUUGCCAGUACUCCAGCGACCAGUGCAGCUGGAAGGGCAGUGGGCUGACACACGAAGGCCACACCCGGGACGUGGAGCAGGUCUACCUGCGCUGCUCCCAAGGUUCCCUCGAGUGGCUGUACCCCACCGGCGCCAUCAUUGUCAACCUGCGGCCAAACACGCUCUCCCCCGCCGCCUCCCGUCUCUCCGUCUGCAUCAAACCCAGCGCCGACUCCAGCGGCACUAACAUUUAUCUGGACCUGAACGGGCGGCUGCGCUUGCUGCUGCGCGAGCAGGACCAGGCUCGCGGUAAAGUACACUGCUUUGGCAUACAAGAGGGGGCGCUCUUUAUCGAGGCCGUCCCGCGUACGGAUAUCAGCCGGCGGAUUACGGCUUUCCAGUACGAGCUAAUAAGCAACAUGCUAGGAGUGGAGGGGCCCUCGCUGGAAGCUCCCUGUCAGCCUUGCAGUGAUGCUGAGGUUCUUCUAGCAGUGUGCACUAAAGACUUUGUGGCGCGAGGCAGCAUCAAACAGGUGGAGCAGGAAGAAGACUCCUCGUCCGUCAGCGUGGACAUCAGCCGCCUGUACAGACAGAAGACCCAAGUCUUUGUCUCGGGGCGUCCCAGGGUACGUCGGUGGUCGGGUCACAUUAAGAUGCCCCUGCAAUGCGGGGUCAAGCCCGGGGAGGGCGAGUUCCUCUUCACUGGGACGGUGCGCUUCGGGGAGGCGUGGAUGGGCUGUGCCCCGCGAUACAAGGACUUCCUGCGUUUGUACAGACAGGCGUUAAGACAGGGGACCAACCCUUGUCACCUGGAUACUGACUGAGCGGAACCCAGUUUGGAAACUAGAACCUCAUUGGUGGAGAAAAGGAGGUGGACAUGCUUUCAUGUGACUCCAUGGACGGAUAGUUGAUUCCCAAGCGAGGAUCUAAAUGUAGCAGCCCUCCUUUUUCUGUUUGUGUACAAAAUGUGAAGGAACUGUACAUUUUGCAGCACCACAUGCUUUCCAAAAAAGCGAAAUGUACAGUGUAAUAAGUGAUUUUUUUUAUUUUUGUUUAUAAAAAGGCCUGAAUGUGAAAAAUGAUUGAAUUAAAAAAAGUGCUUUAACAACA
This is a messenger RNA of Doryrhamphus excisus (bluestripe pipefish), 2606 nucleotides long. RefSeq names its product meteorin like, glial cell differentiation regulator a (gene metrnla). Gene Ontology annotation, molecular function: hormone activity. The record is from RefSeq and is a predicted model, not a curated record. Gene Ontology annotation, biological process: energy homeostasis; positive regulation of brown fat cell differentiation. Lineage: Eukaryota; Metazoa; Chordata; Actinopteri; Syngnathiformes; Syngnathidae.